Messenger RNA from Cantharellus anzutake, 1128 nucleotides. RefSeq lists its product as uncharacterized. The record is from RefSeq and is a predicted model, not a curated record. NCBI's taxonomy places the organism in Eukaryota, Fungi, Basidiomycota, Agaricomycetes, Cantharellales, Hydnaceae. The transcript has 10 exons. The coding region runs from base 415 to 1068 and encodes 217 amino acids.
UUGCACUAAAUUUUCAUUCAAUGGCAGCUAGUCUCUACACGCAACUUGUUUAAGUGGGCUUGUGAGCGCGCCGGAUGCUAGGAAAGAUCCCCCCCCUCUUUUCGACCACCUGUGCCAGUGGUCUGCUCAGAAAAUAGAUACUUCAAGACUUGAAGAUGAUCGUUCCACUCUCCAUUACCUUAUGGAUCGUAACAAGCAUCGCGAUCCCAUUCAUUCCACCCUCGCCUAUACUUGAUCGUGGGGAUACAAGUCCUCCUCUUGGACCGUUUAAUGCUCUCAUCAGCCCGUCUCUACUUCAUGCCGAGUCACCCUCCGGCAUUAAUGGGACCGGUUUUCGUUCCUUGGGGCCGCAGCGGAUUGUCCAGGAGGCAGUUUCACUUGUUCCGCCAUCUCGUGCUGUUAUGAUGGGGAAAUAUGCGUAUGAUCACCUCCUCAGAACCCACUGAAAACAUUUUUAUUUACUCUUUUAGUGCUCGGAUGGUGCUUGCUGUCAUCAAGGCAAUUACUGCUACGGAACCGGUUGCAUUCCCAACGGAGGCACUCCUUGUGGGAUCGGGCACUACUGUAAAGCAGGCUAUCGCUGCUACCAAGACCAAAGUUGUAUUCCUGAGAAUGGAUUUCCAUGCGGCCCGUUCAAUUUCUGCUACAACGGGGAGACGUGCUGCAGUGAUUUCGGUUGUUGUAUAUCAGGACUCACGUGUGGAGGGGAUGGUUAUUGCUACUUCGGUUCUCGAGUCGUGUCAUCUGAGGCUGCAACAAGUGCCUCAGAAAAAUUCACGUCUGUCUCCAGUGUCCAGCCUACCUCCCCCACUACUACCCCAGCAAUCACAACGCCAAAAUUCAGCACUCCCAAGUUCCCCACUUCAACAUCUUCCUCUACGACCUCGGCACUCCCCACGAUAUACUUCGGAAUGUACCAGGAAUAAACGAUGCGGUCACUCAAAAUAUCUGCAACGGGUUGAGCAAGCGAGGGAAAGGGAAUACGGAAGUAUUGACAUAUGCCAAGCGAACCGAGAGCGAGAAAAACAAGAUUCGCAACCAAGCUGGAUGCGUAACCGGAAAGUGUAAUUUUACGACCACAGGUCUCUCCUGCGACGAGUACCCCUUCGCAUCUACGCAGGAAGGAGG